Messenger RNA from Helobdella robusta, 883 nucleotides. RefSeq lists its product as hypothetical. The transcript is spliced from 6 exons. The record is from RefSeq and is a predicted model, not a curated record. Gene Ontology annotation, cellular component: transcription factor TFIID complex. The annotation marks the transcript as partial. NCBI's taxonomy places the organism in Eukaryota, Metazoa, Annelida, Clitellata, Rhynchobdellida, Glossiphoniidae. Gene Ontology annotation, biological process: transcription initiation at RNA polymerase II promoter; RNA polymerase II preinitiation complex assembly. Gene Ontology annotation, molecular function: RNA polymerase II general transcription initiation factor activity.
UAAGUUACACCGUAGUGAACUUUUACAAUUCAUCUCACACGAACGGCUUACCUGAAUUCGGAUUUCGCUAGUCGAUCGUUUUAAUGAUUAGUUAAUUUAAAUUAUUGUAUCGUAAAAUUAUUUAAAUUUUAUUUAGAGUAAAUUAGAUUUAAUUAACUUUGUAUGACGAGUAAACGACGCGAAGAUAUGGUCGAUUUAGAACAGCAAUUCAUUCUCAGGCUGCCAUUGACAGCGGCUGACAAUCUUAAAAAAGAUCUUCAGAUAGGAGGGAUGAGUUUGAAAGAUAAAUUGUCGCUAGAAAUUCACCCUGAAACAAGAAGAGGGAAGGUUGUCUACGACAGCCAGAUGUACAAUGCCAAGCUUGUCGACCUACCUUGUAUAGUUGAGUCGUACAAAACCACAGACAGAAAAACAUUCUACAAGUGUGCCGAUAUUAGCCAGAUGCUAAUGUGUAAGAACGACUUCACUGAUGACAGUCCAGAUGAAGAUAAUAAUAUUAACAACAACAGCAACGUCGAUUCGAGUAUUAAGAAGAAAGAAAAAGAUAAGAGGUUUCUAUGGAAUCAUGGAUUAUGCCCACCAUUGAAGAAUGUUCGCAAGAGAAGAUUUAGAAGAACUCUCCAGAAAAAACAUCCAGAACAGCCGGACAUAGAGCGAGAGCUGAGACGGCUGUUUAGCAUGGACGCCCAAGCUAUUGACGUGAAAUGGGAAAUUAUCUACGAGCAGGAGAAACCCGACAACGGCACCCACCACACUAAUAUCAGUAGUAACACACACAUCCCUAAUUCGUCCAAGGCCAACAAGCAUAACAAUAAUAAUAAUAAUAAUGCUGGGUCUAGUGGUGGUAAUAGAAAUAAAAAUAGUGAUGGUAAUAAUAAUAAUA